Messenger RNA from Ornithorhynchus anatinus (platypus), 2154 nucleotides. It is a transcript of the gene MED7, whose product is annotated as mediator complex subunit 7. The coding region runs from base 237 to 938 and encodes 233 amino acids. Gene Ontology annotation, molecular function: transcription coregulator activity. The transcript has 3 exons. NCBI's taxonomy places the organism in Eukaryota, Metazoa, Chordata, Mammalia, Monotremata, Ornithorhynchidae. The record is from RefSeq and is a predicted model, not a curated record. Gene Ontology annotation, cellular component: mediator complex. Gene Ontology annotation, biological process: regulation of transcription by RNA polymerase II.
UGGAGGGGGCCGGCCGCCGGAGGGGCCGCCGAGCGCGGGCGGGACCUGCCCGGAGCCCUCCGUCCCUCUCCGGACUUCUCCCGCCGCCCCGGACCGGGAACGGUGGUGGCACCCCAAAGGGCUCACAGCACUGGACUGGGAAUCGGGAGGUUUAAUCGUGACCUCCGUCUUUCAUCUCCCGCCGGGCGUUGAACGCUUCUUUCCAGACACGUCACAGGGUGCUUUUCUUUUUCACAAUGGGUGAACCUCAGCAAGUCAGUGCUCUUCCUCCACCUCCAAUGCAGUACAUCAAGGAAUAUACUGAUGAAAAUAUUCGGAAGGGUUUAGCUCCUAAACCCCCACCCCCUGUGAAAGACAGUUAUAUGAUGUUUGGCAACCAGUUCCAGUGUGAUGAUCUCAUUAUCCGGCCUUUGGAAAGUCAGGGCAUCGAACGAUUGCACCCAAUGCAGUUUGAUCACAAGAAAGAACUGAGGAAACUCAACAUGUCCAUUCUGAUUAACUUCUUAGACCUCUUGGAUAUUUUGAUAAGGAGCCCAGGAAGUAUAAAAAGGGAGGAAAAACUGGAAGAUCUCAAGCUACUCUUUGUCCAUGUGCAUCAUCUUAUAAAUGAAUACCGACCCCACCAAGCAAGGGAAACCCUGAGAGUUAUGAUGGAGGUGCAGAAACGACAACGCCUGGAGACAGCCGAGAGAUUUCAGAAACACUUGGAACGAGUUAUAGAAAUGAUCCAGAACUGCCUCGCAUCCUUACCUGAUGAUCUGCCCCAUUCUGAGGGAGGACUAAAGUUAAAAACUGAAGCAAUGGAUGCUGAUGACAGCAACAGUUGUAUUGGACAGAAUGAGCACCAGAGAGAGAUUUCUGGUCACAGGAAAGAUCAGAUUAUAGAGAAAGAUGCUGCUUUGUGCAUCCUAAUUGAUGAAAUGAAUGAGAGACCUUGAAAGGUUUUCUGUUUGUAAUUGCCUAAACAUUUUACGGGGCAAAAUGAAACAGGAUUGUAUGUUGGAAAGGCUUGGAGAUUUGUUUUUCUUUGCUGGAGAGUGGAGAGGUUUAGACUUCGUGAAACUCUUGUGUAUAUAAAAGUCUAAAUCAGAAAGUUUUAUUUUUUCUAGUGAAAAUUAACUUUCUUACAACUGACCAAAAUAGAGAAGAAAUGUUGCUCAGUUGUUUGGGCUGAAAUACAUAUAAUUUUUAAAAAAAGUCUAACCUCUAGUAAACCAAAUAAACCCAGGUCAACUUGUCCCUUAUUUUCAUAAUUGCUACUUUUCUUUAUUGAUCAUAAAUAAGAUUCUCUAGAACCUUUGGGGUUAUAGGUAUUAGUAAUUACUGAUUUUAGAAUUAAAUCUCUGUAGAUAGUAUAAUUCACAUAAAAGCAUUAUCGGAGUCCAGAAGAUGUUUUCCCGGAAGCUAUAUGUUAUAAACUACAACCUUAAGUUUGAUCGAAUGAUUAUGAAUGGCAUGUAGUUUUAAGUAACCAUUAUUUUCCUUCUGACAAGGUGUCUUAUUGGUCUUUAAUUCUUUAAAAAUGUAAAAUCUGUAUGUGGUCCAGCCAAUUCCUUUUUUCUGAUAGUAGUAGUAGUAUUGUUUUGAGCACUCUCAAGGGCAUGGCACUAUACUAAGUGCUUGGAAAGCAGAGAACAAAGACGGGAUGUUUUCUUUGCCCACAAGAAGCAUAUAUGCUAAUGGGGGAGACCAAUAAAAAUAUUUACAAGAGUUGCCAUGAUAAAUAAUUGAUAUAUACUACCAAAGUGGUCAGUGAUUUCAAAUUAACAAGUUUUUACCGCAUUUUUACAGUGCCUGACUCUGGGGUUUAAGAUACCAUACUGAAUUGUAUGCCUUGACGUGAAUUUCAUUAACGUUAGGUUGAUGGCACCAUUUUGACAGGAUAGCCAUUACGUCUAGGUAGUUCUGUUGUCUGCUAAUGGGGAGAAAAAUGGCAAAAGUAAUUGACAUUCACAUAGCCCCAAAACUUUAUUGUACAUAGUAGUUCUCCAGAGCAUCAUUCACCUCUAGCUGUUAAUCAAGUAGCAAAAUUGACCCACUUAAGUUUUAUCUUUUUGCCUACAUGUUAUAUUGGAAAGGGUUCUGUGUUUUUUUAAGUCAAAUAGUGGGAUUCAAGGGCGAGGAGACAAAGUGCAUAAACAUCUCUCACUGCCA